Tachysurus vachellii is the source of this 2974-nucleotide messenger RNA. RefSeq names its product putative pyruvate dehydrogenase phosphatase isoenzyme 2 (gene pdp2). NCBI's taxonomy places the organism in Eukaryota, Metazoa, Chordata, Actinopteri, Siluriformes, Bagridae. The transcript has 2 exons. The record is from RefSeq and is a predicted model, not a curated record. Gene Ontology annotation, biological process: protein dephosphorylation. The coding region runs from base 67 to 1584 and encodes 505 amino acids. Gene Ontology annotation, molecular function: protein serine/threonine phosphatase activity; cation binding.
ACUGGUCUAUUUUCACAGCUGUAGGUGCUUUAGACUCCGCCCACACCGGCAGUGACGUCAUCCAGCAUGGCCGCGCGUCUCCUGCAGCAGCUCGGCCGGUCGAGUCGUGCACGUUUGUCCGCUGGUGUUCCUCCUGCUGCCGGUGUGCAGCUCGUACAGACACGGGGAAGGAGAUCAGACCGAGAACAUGGACCUGAGCUGGAGCUCCAGCUGAGCCGCCUGCAUGUGGACGCGCUGCUGCGCACUAAUGAGCAGUUUGUACGAGUUCCGGAGUUUGAUGGACGCGGAGGUCUGAGUCCGGUGCUGAAGUUCGAAAGCAAUCAGCUCGCUGCUAAUUGUCCUCUAGAGGACCGGCGCAGCAGCGCCACCUGCCUACGGACGCGGGGGCUGCUGUUCGGUGUGUUUGAUGGUCACGGUGGUCACGCCAAUGCUCAGGUGGUCAGUGAGCGUCUGCCUUAUUAUGUUGCUGUAGCGAUGAUGUCAGAGUCCAGCCUGGAGGAUCUGGAGGCUUCCAUGGAGACGUUACGGCCAGUACCACCGAUUCUGCAGUGGUACAGACACCACAAUGACCACGUAUACCGAGAGUCUGCUGCUCUUUACAUCAAUCACUUGCGUGUUUUCUGGCAGGAGCUGCUCGCCAGCGAAGAGCACGGAGAUGGAAUGAACCCCAGCGACGCCCUCAGCUAUGCUUUCCAGCGCCUGGACGCGGAUCUUUCUCUGGAGGCGCAAGUCCCUCUGGCGAGUGAUCUGAUGCGGAACACGGCGGUACAGGCGGCUUUUGCAGGGUGCACGGCUUGUCUCGCUCAUAUAGGACCCGAAGGAAUUUACGUAGCGAACGCCGGAGACUGUCGAGCCGUGCUCGGAGUGCAGGAAAGUGACGGGAGCUGGAGCGCGCUGCCUCUUUCACAGGACCACAACACAACCAACUCAGCUGAAGUGGAGCGAGUACUCUCUCAGCAUCCAUCUAGUGAGCGCCAGACGGUCAUCGUGGACGACAGGCUGCUCGGCGUGUUGAUGCCCCUGCGAGCUUUUGGAGAUGUUCGGUUUAAAUGGAGUCGUGAGCUGCAGCAGAGUGUGUUAGAAAAUGGAGGCUGUGACUCAGAGGCACUAAAUAUUUAUCAAUACGCACCACCUAAUUACCUCACGCCACCGUACCUUGAGGCCACACCUGAGGUCACUUAUCACCGUCUGCGCCCUCAGGACCGCUUCCUCAUCCUGGCGUCGGACGGGUUGUGGGAUGAAAUGGACAACGAAGAGGCGGUCCGGCUGGUGGCAGAACAUUUAACCGGCAUCCACCUGCAGGCUCCUGUCUCGGUCAGCCAGCAAAAGUUCAGCCUGGGACAGAUGCACCAGCUGCUGCUACAGCGCCAGGCACGUGCCACCCCCGCACUCGACCUCAAUGCAGCUACACAUCUGAUUCGCCACGCUCUCGGUACAAACGAGUAUGGAGAGAUGGACCAGGAGAGACUAGCAGCCAUGUUGGCGCUCCCAGAUGACCUGGCACGCAUGUACCGUGAUGACAUCACCAUCACUGUGAUUUAUUUUAACUCUAGUCUCAACAAAACUUCACGGAACCCUUUGUGACGGAUCUCUAUAUAAAAACUGACCUGUAAGCAGCCCUCGAUCUCUGAUAAACACUGACAAACACCGAGGUGUUCAGUCUGGUGUUCCAUGGAUGAAGUUUAAAUAUAAAAUAAAAAGGUGGAUGUAGAAACAAGUUUUAAUAUUGAUAUUGUUCUGAAGAUCAACAUUUGUGACAACUGAGUUUCACAACCCUGUGUGCAGAGAUUAUUUUCUUGAUACUUUUAUCACAUUUUUCUGAUAAAAAAAUAAAGAAAUGAAAUCUGUUCUUAACUGUAAGUGAACCUGGUCACUUGGUUUACGAGUUUCCGCUUGUAUACUAGCAGUAGAUCAAACCUGUAAAGAUGCUUUUUUUUUUAAGAAAAUGUGACUUAUUUGAUCUCCUGUACACAAAAACUACAAAAAUAUGGAUAUGUUGAUAUAUUGUGAGUUCUGUCUAAUAUAGUGAUGUACAAUUGAUAAUCAGCAGGUGUGGAGACACGCGGUAGCUUUAUUUUAUGUUUCGUUUCAUUCCAAAUGAAUCCAAAUCAUUCCUUAUUGCACACAUGGACAUUAAAUCCAAUCUUUCUUUCAUGCAGUUUCCUGUUGUAAACAAAUGAGUUUGGAUUUUGAGCUGAUUAACAUUUAUUCCUUCCUUAUGUUGUGCUUGUUUCCUUUUCACUUUUUUUUUGCUGGUGCUCCUUCACCAGUGGAAAAGAAACUGAAUAAACCUGAUCUUAAGUCUUAUUAAGAACUGUUUACACUCACAACCUGUUCCUCUGUUCUCUAAAUGUGCUUUAGUUAAUUGCUCAAUAAUGUUCCCUAUAAUCAUGUUUGUGUCUUCAACUUUUCCUUGUUUUUUAUUCUGUUAUUUCCGCUGAAUCUUUUGCUCCUCACCAGCAGUUCACUGUGUAAGACCCUGGACCUGUGUGUUCAGGAGUGUGUGCUGGUUAUGUGGUGCUCGUUAGAUACGGCUCAUGAUUAUUAUCCAGUUAUUACCUGGUGUGCAGUUAUUAACUCACGCAUGUUUGAUGUGAAAUCAGCUCUGUUUGUUUUGCAUUUACUUAUUAAAAUGUUUAUCUGUUUCAAUAAUUAUUCUAUAAUAAUUUUAUAUAUAUAAUAUAUAUAAAGCAAAUGUCCAUUUUUAAUUGAUUUUACGAAGGUACUUUACUGUACAGGACAAAAGAGAGAUUUCCAUGUUGUAACCCUGAGGUACAGCGCAGUAGUGAACCUUCUCUGUGUUGCUGCUGUACUGAAGGGAAGAAUUGCUGAGUGCUGAUGUCAAGGGGUGCCAAUAUAUAUGUAUAUUAUAUAUCUGGAUGUUAAUAUAUUUUUAUUCAUGGAUUGUACUGAUCUCACCUGCUACAGAAAUACAUAAUCACUGUCCUUUAAUAAAAAAAACAAUCGCUUUAAA